Molecule: messenger RNA, 1209 nt
Organism: Miscanthus lutarioriparius
Lineage: Eukaryota; Viridiplantae; Streptophyta; Magnoliopsida; Poales; Poaceae
Source: the annotation of a GenBank genome assembly
AUGGCCGUCCCCAUCUCCACCUCCACCUCCUCCACGCUCCCUCUCUUCUUCCUCCAUCGCGGCACCUCAAACCCUAGCCCCGCGGUUCUCUCCUUCCCGUCCUCCCUCCGUGGCGUGUCCCUCCGCUCCCAGGCCGCCGCCGCACCGCCUGCAGAGACCCUUUCUGACGACGGCAUCCCUGACGCGCCACCGGAAGGGGAGGGAACGGGAAUUCCGUUGCCAUCGUCGAUUGGGGAUGAUGGGGAGCAGUUGUUGUAUGGAACUGCUGGAAAAGAAAUUGUUACAAGGCCUUGUGCACAGUUGGGCUCCUCUCAUAGUGAUUCUUUAGAUGUAUCACAAGAGAAAAUAGUGAUAAUAAACAGAUACGGAGAGAAACUUGUUGGUGUUUUGCGUGAAGCUGGAUCUAAGGACCUUGUAGUGUUGUGCCACGGAUUUAGGUCAUCCAAGGAAAGUAGAACUCUGUUAAGUCUUGCUGAUGCAUUGACAUCAGAAAAUAUCAGCAUAUUUCGUUUUGAUUUUUCUGGCAAUGGAGAAAGUGAAGUUAUUAACCUGUCUGGAAGGUUUAAUCUGGAACGUGGAAUUGGAGAUCGUUUUGGAAAUGAUUACAUGGAAAGGAUUAAUCAGCAUGGUUUCAUUGAUGUGGAAGACAAAACAGGAUGUAUCAUCUACCGCGUGACCAAAGAAAGUCUGAUGGAUCGUCUUAAGACAGAUAUGCACUCUGCAUGCUUGUCUAUUGACCCAAACUGCAGGGUGUUGACAGUACAUGGUGCUAAUGAUGAUGUUGUGCCAUCAGAGGAUGCUCUAGAGUUUGAUAAGUAUAUAAGCAACCACGAAUUGCAUAUUAUUGAAAGAGCUAAUCAUAGAUAUGCAUCUCAUCAGCUUGGAUUAGCUGCAAUUCUCGCACCCAAGCAGAAGAUCAGAAUCAAGCUGCGGUCCUACUGGGUGCCGUUGAUAGAGGACUCCUGCAAGAAGAUAAUUGAGGCUGCCAAAACAACCAACGCAAAGACCAUGGGUCCCGUUCCUCUGCCCACUAAGCGGAGAGUCUAUUGUGUGCUGAACUCUCCUCACGUGCACAAGGACUCACGGUUCCAUUUCGAGAUCCGGACUCAUCAGCGGCUGAUUGACAUCAUGUAUCCAACUGCCCAAACAAUUGAUUCAUUGAUGCAACUCCAGCUCCCUGCCGGUGUGGAUGUUGAGGUUAAGCUAUGA